Molecule: messenger RNA, 1100 nt
Organism: Dermatophagoides pteronyssinus (European house dust mite)
Lineage: Eukaryota; Metazoa; Arthropoda; Arachnida; Sarcoptiformes; Pyroglyphidae
Biological process (GO): translation
Cellular component (GO): mitochondrial large ribosomal subunit
Molecular function (GO): structural constituent of ribosome
Source: RefSeq, a predicted model, not a curated record
CGUUUUUACCACUUUGAAGAUUGAAAAAAAAAAUGAUUUUAUCCAUAGUAUGGAUUAUACCAUCGAUUACAUUCAUAAUAAUGAUAAUGACUAUUAUUAUUGUUUGUGCUGGUUGUCAAUCGCCUGGUGGUACUGGUGAUGAAUAUUCUGAAACAAUUUAUAUCGAUCGUAAACAUCUACAAUUUCCACAUAAAUUGAAAAUGAUCAAUAAAAUUAGUGGUGGUGGUAAAAAUGAUGAUAAUUCAUCAUCAACAAAUAAACGACAAACAUUAUCUAAACAACAAUCAUCAUUAAAAUGGAAACAUUCAUUAAAAAUUCGUCCAUCGGGUAGUUUAUUACCACCAUUUAUAAAUCCAAAUAAUCAUUCGCCUUCGAAUUCUUCUUCAAGAAAAUUACAACAACAACAACAACAACAACAACAAGAAAAUAAUAAUAAUUUAUCAUUACAACAACAACAACAACAACAACAACAACGUCCAACAUCAUCAUAUAUGAUUUAUUCAAAACAACAACCACAAGAAUCAUCAUCGAUACAAGAACAAGCAUCAAGUACAAUUGUAAAAUCAUCCGGUUCAGGUUAUUAUAAUAUUUUAAUGAAACAAAUUAAAGUUAAAUCAGUUUCACAAUAUGGAAAAAUGUUAUUAACGAAAAAAUUGUUCCAGAUGGGUCGAUCAACCAUCAAUCAAUCAAUAAUGACGUUUGAAAAACGUCAACUACAUUCAAAUCGUGCAUCGAUUUGCCGUUUGAAACAAAAUCCAAAUGAAUAUCAAAGAUUAUAUCCAGUAUGGAUAAUAUACCGAGAUGGAUCAGCCGUAUUAGUACGUCAUCAUGUACCACGUGAAUUAAUAAAAUUACCAUUAAAAUUAGAAGAUUGUGAAAGCGAACAAGAAAAAAUGGAAUGGCGAUCAAGACGUAAACAAAAAGAAGUGAUUCGUAUAAAAAAAGAUGAUACCGAUAUUCAAUUUGAUCGUUCACAAUAUAUUCGUAUGGCUACCACCAACAAACCACAAACGAAAUAAUCUAGAUAAUGUCGAAUCUACAAUGUCAAAUAUUUGUUUUUGUAAAAAAAUCUUAGAAUCUCAGAAUCCAAAAAAUUCUUA